AUGCGUUUCACCUCUCUAUCAGCAUUCGCCACACUCCUGCUGCGGUGCACUUUCGCUGUCCCAUAUCCUUUGUCGAAUGCCACAGAUACGACAAAUACCACAUUCGGUACACCGUCUAGCGGGCCGUACGUUUGUCAGAGGGUCUAUCCUUCUGACCUCACCAUAGUCAACUCUCGCUAUCCCGACUACGGCGUCGGCCAUCUUCAUAACACCACACUCUUCUUCAUGCUCCGCCGGCAGAUACUCGGCGAGGGCGAGAUCGCCACACGCGUGCAAUUCCAAGGACUUCCGUCCGCAGCUUCCAACAAGACCUGCCGUCUUGAGUUCGUCUUGCCAAACGAAAAGCUCCAGAAGAUGCAAGGUACGAAUCCAAGUUUCGAUAUAUACCAAGUCCAAGGCGAUGCGGACGCCAUCGCGACUUGGAACACAUACAAAGGCAGUGAAGGGGUGAGCUUGUUUGGUCGUAUCAAUGGGGAGUCAGAAGCUUUGGAGAAGACAAGGGGCGUUGGUGGCAUCGCGGCAGUCAACGAGACAGUUUGUGCUGAGACGCUGACUUUCCAAAUGGGCAUGGCGUACGAUGGUGGGAAUUUGCCAAACUACUGGGAUUUUCCAAAUGUCGCACCUCCUGCUUGGCCAAUCCAAGGAUUCAGGAUCGUGUACGGCUGCUGA
Molecule: messenger RNA, 669 nt
Organism: Ascochyta rabiei
Lineage: Eukaryota; Fungi; Ascomycota; Dothideomycetes; Pleosporales; Didymellaceae
Exons: 1
Coding region: 1-669 (222 amino acids)
Source: RefSeq, a predicted model, not a curated record